AUGCCGCAUCACAUGGGCACAUAUGCCGGCCCCAGCUGUUGGGACAAAGUUAAAAUGGGUUUUGCAAUUGGUUUUUGUGUAGGAUUAGUGUCCGGAACAAUUUUUGGAGGUUUUACUGCUUUUAGAUAUGGUUUGAGAGGUAAAGAACUAGUCUCUAACGUGGGUAAAGUCAUGCUACAAGGCGGAGGAACAUUCGGUACAUUUCUGGCAAUAGGAAGUGGCAUAAGAUGUUAA
Molecule: messenger RNA, 234 nt
Organism: Pediculus humanus corporis (human body louse)
Lineage: Eukaryota; Metazoa; Arthropoda; Insecta; Psocodea; Pediculidae
Exons: 1
Coding region: 1-234 (77 amino acids)
Biological process (GO): protein import into mitochondrial matrix; protein insertion into mitochondrial inner membrane
Cellular component (GO): TIM23 mitochondrial import inner membrane translocase complex
Source: RefSeq, a predicted model, not a curated record